AUGAGUCAAAGUUAUACAUUAUUAUGGACAACAACAGAAGCUAUGAUUAUUGAACCAUCACAAAUUCUUUUCACUGAUCCGAAAUAUAGAGUUGAUUGUUAUCCAGAUUCAGGUGCUAUAACUUGUUAUAUACCAAAAGACAAAGGUGGUUAUCAACAAACAGAUUCAGCUCAACAAUUAACAGAUGCUGUAACACGUUAUUCAUUAUCACCUUUAUCAAUAAAGCCUCGUCUUAAUCGAGUAAAUGCAAAUUAUCAUGUUGAUUCUCGUCAAUUAAUAUCAAAUGUAAAACAACUUUCAAUAACAUGA
Molecule: messenger RNA, 309 nt
Organism: Rotaria sp. Silwood1
Lineage: Eukaryota; Metazoa; Rotifera; Eurotatoria; Philodinida; Philodinidae
Source: the annotation of a GenBank genome assembly